GGAUGAUGAGCACAGUCACCCGAGUCUUCGACGCUGUGCCAGUGCGCCUCUGCAAGGCUCCAAGCAUAUUGGUACUCCUGCGUAUCGCAGAAACCUGCACUCUUCUAUGCUACUCUGUUGCAUCCAUACAGCGUCUACGAACAUCGUGAGCUGCGCUUGGCUGAAGGGGCCCUGAUUACGCAGCCUACCGUGACACGCUCGAGCACGCUACCGCCUAUCGCACUAUCUGAGUCUCCCAGGCCGUCUACUCUACGUAGUACUACAUACCUCAUCCACGACCCACAACGUACGUCGAAGACUCUCGGCGUGAUGUCGAAGUCAAGGGACUCAUCAACCUACGCGCACGACGCACGCCUCCAACUGAGGAGUCGCUCGCGUGCGUCCCGCCGCGGCGUGUCGGCCGCUUCCCACCCGUUCCCGCCUGCGCCGGAGGUUGAGGCCGAGGUGCUCAUCCAUCCUGAGGACUCAGAAGCGAUACUCCCCCAUGGACAUGAUGCACAAGGGUCUUGCAUUCAAGAGAGCGGCGAGGAGAGCGGAGAAGACUCGGACACGAUCGGUGAGGCAGAGUCCGCGAAGGUCGAGCUGAAGCCGUGGUGGAGGAUACCGUCCGCUUGGUGGAUCCUGUUCGUCACCCCCAUCCUCACCAUCGCGCGCGCCUCGACCCAAGCCCCCCGCGUCGAGAUCUACAUCCAGCUCGCCUGCGAUGCGUACAAGCCCGACACAUCCGCCGGACGUUCUCUACCCACGAUGCUGUCACUGGCGGGAGGCUCUGACAGGUGGAAGUUCUGCUCGUCCGACCCGGACGUGCAGGCUGCCGUCGCACAAUUAGCGACUGCGAUGAGCAUCGCCAUGGGUGUGCUCGGGUGUCUGACGACUGCUUGGUGGGGUUCCAUGUCCGACCGCCGCGGCCGCACGCGGAUCAUCGCCAUCGCCAUGACCGGCCAGAUGAUCGACGCGCUCGGGAUCCUCGUCGUCUGCACAUUCUCGAAGUUCAUCCCGGGCGGGUACUGGGCCCUCCUCGUCGCGCCGACCAUAGCGGGCAUGCUCGGCGGCGUCAACACUGUCGGCUCCACGCUGAACGCGUACAUCGCGGACUGCACGGAUCUCAGCACGAGGUCCCGCUACUUCUCCCUCGUCGUCGGUCUUGUGUUCGUUGGGUACAGCAUCGGGCCUACCCUCGGGUCGCUCAUCAUCACCUGGACGGGGUCGACCCUCUCCGUCUUCUACUUCUCCACGUUCAUACACACGCUGUACGUUCUCGCCGCGCUGUUCGUCAUCCCAGAGUCACUGUCGGCGACGCAGAUGGAUGAGUUCCGCCGGGCGCACCACGAAGAGAAUAAGAGGUUGAGAGAGAAGAGAGCUGAAGGAGGCGUUGGAGCGUGGGCCGGGAGCGCAUUCGGGUUCUUGAGGCCGCUCGCCUUGUUGCUGCCUGUGACGCCGGUGGCCACGCCUGAAGGAAAAAAGCGGAGAAACUGGAGUCUCCUCUUGCUCGCGGCUGGGUAUGGGAGUAUGAUUUCGCUCAAGGGAGAUAUAACUUAUGAGUAUCAAUAUAUGUCACUGACAUUCGGUUGGACGUCGAAGCAGCUUGGCUACUACACCAGUGCCCUCGGGACCACACGCGCCAUCUACCUCAUGGCCCUGCUUCCAUUCAUCAUGGCGCUCCUCCAACGGCUCUCCUCCGGACGGCAACAACCCACCGCGACCAUCGACCUCGCCGUCGCACGGGGCUCGCUCGUCGUCGAGGCCAUCGCCUACGUCUUCAUGGCGCUCGCGCCGACCGGCUACCUCUUCACCGUGUACGCCAUCGUCAGCACGCUCGGCAUCGGCUUCACGCCCGCGAUCAACACCGUCGCGUCUGCGGUGUACUCGCAGCAGGGCGGGAAGGAGCUCGGGAAGCUGUUUGGCGCGCUGGGUGUCGUGCAGACUGUGUCUUCGCAGGUGUUGGGCCCGUUCAUCUUUGGCGUGACGUACAUGCGCACGGUCGCGACAGCGCCGAAGGCAAUCUUCGUUGUGACGAUCGCGGCGCUGGUCCUGUCGUUCAUCACACUUGCGCCUAUACGGCUGGAACAUCAUCCCCAGGACACCUCGGGCGGCGAUGUGGAGGGUCAGAUGUCGGAGGGCGAGCUUGUACGGGACGCGUCAGUUGAUGAACGUGCACCGCUCAUAGCACCGGAGGGGUCGGAACGUGGUAGAAAGACCGCGAAGACAUCGUAUACCCAGGCAUGAGGGGUCCAAGUUUGUAUUAGGGGGCAUGCGUGGCUGCGAUGUAUGCUAGAUCAUUGUACGAUUAUAUGGCAUUGUAGUAUCUCAACCUCACCCAUAUUCGAGCUUUCAUGGACCAGGGUCGUAAGACAGACUGAAUACCCUCAACGCGUGUAGCAUCGCAUUAUCCCUG
Fomitopsis serialis is the source of this 2395-nucleotide messenger RNA. Its product is annotated as major facilitator superfamily domain-containing protein. NCBI's taxonomy places the organism in Eukaryota, Fungi, Basidiomycota, Agaricomycetes, Polyporales, Fomitopsidaceae. Bases 310 to 2226 code for a protein of 638 amino acids. The transcript is spliced from 8 exons. The record is from RefSeq and is a predicted model, not a curated record. Gene Ontology annotation, cellular component: membrane. Gene Ontology annotation, molecular function: transmembrane transporter activity. Gene Ontology annotation, biological process: transmembrane transport.